Pseudocercospora fijiensis CIRAD86 is the source of this 1263-nucleotide messenger RNA. RefSeq lists its product as uncharacterized. NCBI's taxonomy places the organism in Eukaryota, Fungi, Ascomycota, Dothideomycetes, Mycosphaerellales, Mycosphaerellaceae. The record is from RefSeq and is a predicted model, not a curated record. The transcript has 2 exons. Gene Ontology annotation, molecular function: ATP-dependent DNA damage sensor activity; double-stranded DNA binding; single-stranded DNA binding. Gene Ontology annotation, biological process: DNA recombinase assembly; mitotic recombination; DNA strand invasion. The coding region runs from base 1 to 1263 and encodes 420 amino acids.
AUGAACGCGCUCACCGUCUUGCCCGACUUUGACAUCUCCAAUCACGCCCACAUCCUGCCGUCGCUCGAGCGCGCCCGCAUUUCCACCUCCGAUGUGCUCACCCUGGACGCGCUCCAGGUCGCCAGGCGCGCUCAUGUUCCGCCCGGCGAGGUGAAGAAACUGGCGGAUGCGUUGGUGGACGCUUUGCACGUGGAUACCACAUCAGCACGUGCUUCACAACGCGGCGAUGGCGAGCGUGGCAUGAUUCCCACCUUGCACGACCAUCUGGACACAGUGCUCGGAGGCGGCAUCGCUCGCGGCCACUUGACCGAGAUUGUCGGUGAGAGCGCUGCGGGCAAAACACAGUUUCUCUUGACUUUGCUCCUGGCAGUACAGAUGUCUGUGACGACGCCUGAUUCGACACCCCGCCACGGCACGGCAGCUCUUUACAUCUCCACAGAAGCCCCGCUGCAGACGACCCGACUGACGCAGAUAUUGACGAAUCAUCCCAAACUAGUCGCCUUGCCGCCCGCAGAACGGCCUUCCCUCAGCAACGUCCACAGCACCCAUCUUCACGACCUGGAAGCACAGGAGCACAUCCUGCGAUAUCAGGUUCCCGUCGCCAUCGAGAAGCACAAUGUUGGCCUCCUUGUCGUCGAUUCCGUCGCGGCUAACUACCGCGCUGAAUUCGACAGAGGCGGCCCGGGCAGAAAGGGCUCUGAAGCACGCGCAAAGCGCAGUGCACAACUGGCCAAGACCGCCUCGUUGUUAAGAUCGCUCGCUCAGAAGUAUGAUAUUGCAGUGGUAGUCGCUAAUCAGGUCGCCGAUCGAUUCUCAAGCACAGAGCCAGCGCUCGCACUUCCCCCUCAAUCAACGCAAAGCACACGACCAGGAUCGCCACUCCCGCCAUUUGCACCGACUCAACAACGCUCGCACCCCAACUCCGCUGGCUUGCUGUCCCACGAUGAUCCUCUUGCUCUCGAUCAUCAGCAAAGAUUCUUCACUGGCUGGGGAGACGACCCAUCUGUGACCAGUCUGAAGACGCCAAGCCUGGGUCUGACCUGGACUAACCAGCUCUCUGCACGCAUUGCUCUUCUGAAGCACCCCAUCUACGAAACCAAGCCUUAUGCUCCUGGAGAUGAGCGCAAUCUAAUUGGUUGGAACCGCGCCAUGAAAGUCGUAUUUGGCGCUUGGUGCGCAGAAAGCACCACCACAUUCGAGAUCUGGGAAGGCGGGAUCAGGACUUCCACGGCUGCGCAUGCAGACGCUCUCAUUCCGACCUGA